This is a messenger RNA of Haliotis rubra (blacklip abalone), 2406 nucleotides long. Its product is annotated as solute carrier family 46 member 3-like. Gene Ontology annotation, molecular function: transmembrane transporter activity. Gene Ontology annotation, cellular component: membrane. The transcript has 4 exons. The record is from RefSeq and is a predicted model, not a curated record. NCBI's taxonomy places the organism in Eukaryota, Metazoa, Mollusca, Gastropoda, Lepetellida, Haliotidae. The coding region runs from base 3 to 1430 and encodes 475 amino acids. Gene Ontology annotation, biological process: transmembrane transport.
ACAUGGAGUCUACGCCUCUAGUAGCAGGCAAUGAUCAAGAAGAGAAGUCUAAACUGGGAAACCUCCUCAAAGCCAACGUUGUGUUUCUGGUUUUUCAUUUGGCUGUCAAUAUCCACGAGCCAUUGGUAACACAAUAUCUGUACACCAGGUUCUCGGAUGAGCUGUUCGGUAACAGGACAGUCCACGCUACAAACCAAACAUCAGCGUGUUAUCUCAACGAGUCGGAUCCAGGAUACAUAUUACAAGAAAAGGUUCAAGAAAGAACAUCAAACUUUCAGACGGUACUGACGGCUAUAUCAAGCUCUAUUCUGCUCAUAAGCUGUAUGUUUCUCGGGUCAUAUUCUGAUUUUCUGGGUCGAAGGUUUCUUUUCAUUGUACCUUUAAUCGGAGAGUUUUUGAGAUAUAGCACGUUGACUGUUGUUAUAUGCUGGGAUCUGGAUUUGAGGUACAUGUACAUUGGUGAGGUGCUUGAAGGUAUCAGUGGAGGGUACCAUGGUGUGAUUCUGGCCAGUUAUGCCUACACGGCUGACAACACACCACCUAAGAAUUCCAGGACAGUUGGAAUCGCUGUGAUAGAUUUCACCUCCAACCUAUCUUCUGCAAUCUCACAGCUCAUGACUGGAUACUUCAUCAAAGACACAGGAUUCCUUUAUCCCUCUUUGACUACUUCAUCACUCAUGCUUCUCUCUGUCAUCAUUGUCGUUGCUCUUCUCCCAGAAACUAUCAACACAGAUAGAAGAUCCCAAUACCCAUCUCCGGUGAAGGCGGUGAAGAAUGUCUUUGGAUUCUACUUUUCAAAAGAUUUUGGACCAAAGAGAAGUCUUUUCUGGCUUUCAACUGCAGCAUAUUUUUUAAUAUAUUUUAAUAAGGGUGGUAUUUACAUUGUAGAAUAUCUUUUCCAACUGAACCAGCCAUUUUGUUGGGGCCCAGAACUCAUCGGCUAUUUCAAUAUGGCGUUGGCCCUCUCCAGACAAUUUCUAGGAAUUCCAGUCAUCAAACUCUUCCAUCUGUGCACUUCCGACCCUGUGAUAUGUAUCAUAACAUCCCUUAUACAAGCAGGAGCCUAUGUCCUAGAGGGCCUGGCCGACACUAACUUCAUGCUUUUUGCAGCUGCUUUGCCAAAUGGUAUUGCUUCCCCUCUGCUCCCGGCAGUGAGAGCUAUCAUGUCAAGGAUGGCGCCUGCGGAAAUGCAGGGAUCACUGUUUGCAGGGGUUGGGCUAAUGAACAUCCUCUCAGCAGGUUUAGGAGUGACAGCUUUCAACCAGAUGUAUGAUGCAACUGUGAAGAUAUUCCGGGGUUUCGCCUUCCUCGUCUGUGCUGCUUGUCAUUUGUUGGCGAUAGUUAUCAUAGUGGUGUUUCUGUGUUUGUCACGCCGCACUAUCGACAUUAAUACCUCCACCAAUGUUGUCAACAAUGACUCCGAUCAGUGACACGAUGAUGUGAUGUCAUUGGAUGAUGCUUAUGGAUAGAGAAGACAUACACCCAGAGCAUAACGUGAACCUAUUUUGAUACAGUGAUUCUAUGGUAGUCCAGACACUUCCGGGAUGAUUACCGUCGAGAGUCUCCUUAUUAUUGGAAUACUGUAUUAAGUGAAAUUUGAAGUUUGACUGGUGCCACAGGUGCAGCGGGUUACGCUCCCCUUUCCACGAAAACCCGGUAUCAUCUAUAUAUUGAUAGUGCUUCAUAAACACAAGUCGGAACUGAAAUAUCAAUUCCGCGCUUUCAGAAGAAGUUCCUCAUGGAUGUGGAAAUGGUUUUGCCGCUCAGGUUAAUCAACAGAGAUAGUGCCCCAAUCGUGACAGUUUGGAGUAUCUUUUAAUUCAUGUCAGCAUUCUUCUCUUUUAGCCGUUACUCCGUCUAAAUUAGCUAAUGCUCAAGUCAGUUGACUCAGUGAUAUGUAUUACGUUUACAAACAAAUACCCGAUUAGAAUGUUCUCUUGAUUAAUUUGGGUUGUUUUGUCUGUUUGAUUUAUUUUUAUAUUAUUAUUUUUCAUUUUAUUCAAUUUUUUAAAAAUAAUUUAAUUUUUUUUUUUUGUUGGGGGGAGAGGGGGAUUGGGUGUGCAUAACACAUGACUCCGUAACUAUGAUAAUGAGUGUUCAACAUAUAUAGUGGAUUAAUGAAAUAUAUAUGCAAAAUGUCUGGUCCAAAAUAUAUUCGACUAUAUACAAAUUAAUAUUGCUAAGCGAGGCAUUAUACAAGAAACUUACCAACCAAAUAAAUAUAAUUUAAGCAUUUUCCAAAGCGGUCCUGUAUUGCGACAUCAUAUAUCCUUUGAUCAGGUUUUGGUAAAAUCACCUUUUUCUAUCAUAGCCCAUACUUUCCUUUUCCCUGCUGUUUUUCUGCCACAAACUAGGAACAUGGAUUGUAGAUUUAAAACCCAUUCCGAGUAAAAGCACUGAAGAAUA